Molecule: messenger RNA, 1586 nt
Organism: Chinchilla lanigera (long-tailed chinchilla)
Lineage: Eukaryota; Metazoa; Chordata; Mammalia; Rodentia; Chinchillidae
Gene: Mob2
Product: MOB kinase activator 2
Exons: 5
Coding region: 113-910 (265 amino acids)
Biological process (GO): positive regulation of protein phosphorylation; signal transduction
Cellular component (GO): nucleus; cytoplasm
Molecular function (GO): protein kinase activator activity
Source: RefSeq, a predicted model, not a curated record
UUGGCCCAGAUCGAGGGCGGAGGGCACUUCCGAGGGAGGGAGCCAGGGACGGAACCGAGCAGCCGGCCUGGCCUGGCCCCUGCUCACCAGCAGCUCAGCAGUCUCUCCCAUCAUGCUUGGGGAUCACUGUGGUCUCCCCACAGACAGAGCUCUGCUGGGCCAGCCCCCCAAAACUGGAUUCUGCUGCAAAAUGGUGCUUCAGGCAGUCAGCAAAGUACUCAGGAAGUCUAAAGCAAAGCCCAAUGGCAAGAAGCCUGCUGGGGAGGAGAAGAAGAUGUACCUGGAGCCAGAGCACACUAAAUCCAGGAUCACUGACUUUGAGUUCAAGGAGCUGGUGGUGCUGCCCCGGGAGAUCGACCUCAAUGAAUGGCUGGCCAGUAACACAACAACAUUUUUCCACCACAUCAACCUGCAAUAUAGCACAAUCUCAGAAUUUUGCACAGGAGAGACGUGUCAGACGAUGGCCGUGUGCAACACACAGUACUACUGGUACGACGAGCGGGGAAAGAAGGUCAAGUGCACAGCCCCGCAGUACGUCGACUUCGUCAUGAGCUCUGUGCAGAAACUGGUGACCGAUGAAGAUGUGUUCCCCACAAAAUAUGGCCGAGAAUUCCCCAGCUCCUUCGAGGCCCUGGUGAAGAAGAUCUGCAGGCACCUGUUCCAUGUGCUGGGCCACAUCUACUGGGCCCACUUCAAGGAGACGCUGGCCCUGGAGCUGCAUGGACACUUGAACACACUGUAUGCCCACUUCAUCCUCUUCACAAGGGAGUUCAGCCUGCUCGACCCCAAAGAGACCGCCGUCAUGGACGACCUCACCGAGGUGCUAUGCAGCAGCCCCGGUGGGGGUGGCAGUGGGGAUGGGGCCAGUGGCGGGGCCUCUGGGGCACAGAACCACGUGAAAGAGAGAUGAGCCCUGGGCUGGACGGGUGCCCAUGUGCAGAGAGACGACCGUGUGUGUGCGUGUGCACACACGUGCCCGGGCACGCUGGCGGUGAGGUCCAAGGGCCUUGGGCCGCCCCAAGCGAGGGCUCCACAGCACACCGAAGCUGCGGUGUGCUUCCUGGCUUCCCUGUUGGGUGGAUGAGUGCUGUUUGUAGCAGCGAGUCUGGAUUCAUUCAUUCAUUCAACAUUUAUUGGACUGACGUUUGCAUUUUCCUAUGUGGGGUUUUCCUUUCUUGGGUCUGCUGUGUGGCCCCUGCCCUCCGUGGUGCCCUCCCUGGGCUCUGCCACUUUGGAAGACACACUUCGUAGGAGGCGGGCCUCUCUGAGGGCCUUGACCUGCAGACUGGGUUCCUGCUCUGUUUCGGGUGGGGCUUUUUUCAGAGACCCUCCCCUGGCUGUGCCUGGAUCCUGGCUCUUCAUGGUUCUGAGUGGGGGCUAAGGUGACCCACCAGGGCCCACACCUGCUGCUUGCUCCUGUCACCCCUUCCUGCUGCCUCCCACAGCUCGGCGAGGGCCUGUGGUGCACAGAUGCCGGCUGAGGCCGGGCUGGGCCGAGGCUCUGCGUGGAGACGCAGCAGGCGGCAGAGGCAGAGAUCGCUUUAGUUCAUCUGUUCAGUCGUAAUAAACAGAAUUCUCUCAGGUCA